AUUUGUUUAUGGUGUUGAAGAUACUUUCUGCUAUAACGUAUGAGUGAGUGCAGGUUUGUGUGUGUUCAUGCGCCGCCUUCUGAGGUAAACAAGGUAAAUAGGUAUUAGAGCGUUCAAACUGGUGUGUAUUUCAGGAGGGUUGAGGUGGGCCAGCUGGUUGCCAGGGAACCAAGUUUGGUCCUGCUCAUGUUACACAGAUCUCCGUCUCUCCUGUCUGUCUCUCUUUCUCUCCAUGUCCUUUGCCUGCUGGGAACCAUAUCUCUAUUACCGGACGCGCUUUUGAGGACUUUCUGAAGCCAUUUCGACUUAAACCCUUUUUUGUUGUUCAGGGUUUAUUUUUUAGUUUUUUUCCCGCUCUAAGUGCCAGAGUUUCCAGGUGUCCGUUGCAGGUGUUGGUGAUCUGUGGCUGUCAGGAUGCAGCAGCUGGUAUUGAAGGUUUUCUGCUCCUCUUUGCUGCUUCUAGCAGUGGGUCACACCGUGUAUUCACAGUCAGAUUGUUCUCAAGCCAGGUCAUGUGACCUUUGCGUCGGCGACUCCAUGCUCAACCUAACGAACUGCGUAUGGAGGCUUUGUCCAGACGGUAAUGACACGGGCGCAUGCAUGACUGAUGGGGGCGACUUGGUCGACAAUGGCAUGAACUGCAGCUGGACCAGAGUCUCUGAAUUGUGCACAGUUGUAGAGAUCGUUGCCGAGGGAGGAGGGGAAAGUGACUCAGGUGAUGGAAGUAAGACCGACUCGUCCCCCGAGUUUUCUCAGGCCAAGUUCGACAUGUCCAGCUUCAUAGGAGGCAUCAUACUCGUGCUGUGUCUCCAGGCGGGCGGCUUCUUUGCCAUGCGCUUCCUCAAAUCCAAAGAGCAGAGCAACUACGACCCCAUAGAGCAGCCACAGUGAGGACUAGCUACACGAAGGACAAACUGAAAAGGGUGGAGGAAAAGUGGAGCGGUGACUCAUCCAGUUAUGACGACAAGACUUUUUUUUUCUUUUCUCUGAGCCCCUGUCAUUUUUGGUUUGGUCCCCAUGUGUACCCCUGGAGGACGGGUGUGUUCAUUAGAGAACAUCUCUCUCAAAAUACUGCAAUAUGUGUUAGUGUGUUAGUGACACGAAAGGCUGACAAAAGAAAUUCUGACCAGUGAGAAACAAACUGAUUUUUGCGACAGCUCUGUGAUCAAAGCCAACAGAAAUCUGCAUGGACAGCAAUUUAAGCAUUUGUCCUCUCACGAACCGCCGAUCUGUUUUGACUGCGUGCUGUAAAUAGUGCGCUGCAGACGUGGGAAACGCUGAUAAAAUCCCUCGCCGGCAGCAGGUCAGACAAGGUCAUGGCAAGCAUUUUGAACUUCUUUCUCAAGGAAACUAAAAUAUGUGAGAACAAGCCCCUGGAACACAAGAGCAUUUCUUUGUUUCAGCUGAAUAACUAUCCAUUUAAGUAUUUGCAUAUCGUUUUAAUUUGCAGUGAGUCAUGUCAUUUGGUAGAGAAGUCCUCUCAACCACUCUUGGGACCACAGAAAAUGACACAUGUUAAUCUAACAUCUAAUAGGAGUGUAAUUAUGGCAGAGACCUCCAUUUUGGCUUUAGUGUUCCACAAAUUUGAUGUGAGUGUUUUGAAUUGUCCAUUCAUUAGUAACAGACAUUUACAUUUAUGUCUACGUAUCAGCUUUACCUGUUGUAACUGCCGUGUUAUCGCUGGUUGAUUAAUACUGUAUAAACUGUUUGAAUUUUUUUUGUGAUGCCAUGCGAUUUCCUCAAUAAAAUAUGUAUUAACAGCU
Molecule: messenger RNA, 1763 nt
Organism: Mugil cephalus (flathead mullet)
Lineage: Eukaryota; Metazoa; Chordata; Actinopteri; Mugiliformes; Mugilidae
Gene: cd164l2
Product: CD164 sialomucin-like 2
Exons: 6
Coding region: 415-891 (158 amino acids)
Cellular component (GO): cytoplasmic vesicle
Source: RefSeq, a predicted model, not a curated record